GGCAAACCGGCGCAAAAGUCCCCAGGUCGCUUAUAAAUUGAAAGCCCCUCUUCUUCUUCUGCGUAUCUUUCUGCUUGAUUAUUCUCAACAUUUUUCCAUUCUGCGAUUUCCUCCUCCCUCUAUACCUCACUCAAAAUGGAAUCGCCUACCGCGCGCAGCUCUGCGAGCAGCUCUUCGGAAGGUCUUGCCCAUGAAAAGGCCAAGAUCGUGCCCACGGGGCAGAACAUUCACGGAUCGGGAUCGCCCAAGCGAUUCAAAACAUUCUGGGCGGCAUUCAGACACCUGCAGGGGUUGAGCCAGAAGGAGGUGGAUGACUUCAUGGCCUCGUACGUCAUCUACAACCUGGACUGGUCGGACGAGAAGCAGAUGGUGGACACGUUGGGCCCCAACUACCAGGAGAAGGUGGGCGACUGCCUCAAGGCGUACUACGGGGUGCUGAACCACCUGUGCGCGCUGGGCGACGUGGAGAAGAUGUACAUCCCGCCGCUGGUGAGCAAAAAGGCGACGGUGCUGGAGAACCAGGUGCUGUACGAGCAGUCGAUCGCCAACGACAUUGGCCUCAAGCCCGGCGAUGCGGUGUUGGAUUUGGGUUGCGGUCGCGGGCGGGUCGCCGCGCACAUGGCGCAGUAUUCGGGCGCGCACGUCACCGGCCUCAACAUCGACCCGGACCAGAUCGCGCAGGCGCGCAGCUUCAACGCUGAGCCCGAACAGGGUGCGCUGAACAAUCGCUUCGUUAUUCAGGACUUCAACGCCCUGCCACUCCCCUUUGCCGACCAGAGCUUCGACGCCUUCUACCAGAUCCAGGCCCUCAGCCUGUGCAAGGACCCCGCCGCCCUGUUUGCCGAGAUUUUCCGCGUGCUCAAGCCGGGAGCCAAGAUCUCCUUCCUCGACUGGGUCUCACUACCCGCGUAUGACGCCGCCAACCCCCAGCACGCCGAACUGAUGCGGCGCGUAAAGCCUCUGAUCGGCGCCGUGGGGACGCCCACCCCGGAGAGCCUAGAGGCCGCGCUGGCCCAAUCAGGGUUUACCGUCCUGCGCUCGGACAAUGCAAGCCUCGACGGGCUGCAGGCGCCGCUGAUCCAAACGGUCGACGUGUAUUUCCGCACCAUGCGCCAGGUCAUCUUGGCCCUGGUCAAGCUGCAUGUGCUGCCCCGGCAUUUCAAGACGCUGAUUAACCGGCUGUGUCUGGACGGGCAGGCGUUUGUCAAGAUGGACAACAUGCGCUUGAUCACGACCAGUUAUCGCAUCAUUGCCCAGAAGCCCGAGAGGUGAAGCGUCUGAUGAACGAAAUGAUUUUAUAUAAUAUACCCUGAUUUUACGACCUGCCACUGCUUGAGAGAACACUGCUUAAGAACAGCCAUCCUUCAACUGGAUGAUCUAGCUACUAUUUAACAGCUCUCAAGUCAUCAGUGGUAUUGCAUUUUGAUUGUUAUAGAUAGCUAUUAAUGUUUGAGCAGUUGUAUAGUCCCAUUGGUGUAUAGGUUUGUGUGUCUGUAAAUAGAACAGAUUCUGUUACCCUCUCUUCUCACUAUUAAAUUAUUUAAAAGCAGAAAUAUAUCGUCAAUACAUUUUAUUUUAUUUGAUAAAAGGCAAGACUGC
Molecule: messenger RNA, 1599 nt
Organism: Aspergillus wentii DTO 134E9
Lineage: Eukaryota; Fungi; Ascomycota; Eurotiomycetes; Eurotiales; Aspergillaceae
Product: class I SAM-dependent methyltransferase
Exons: 1
Coding region: 136-1272 (378 amino acids)
Biological process (GO): ergosterol biosynthetic process
Cellular component (GO): endoplasmic reticulum
Molecular function (GO): sterol 24-C-methyltransferase activity
Source: RefSeq, a predicted model, not a curated record